AUGGGUAUCAGCUCAUAUUGUAGUGAUCACUUCCAUGCACUUGAACAGCAACGACUGAGUCUAGAAGAGUCGAUCAAGCAAUUGAGGGCAAUGCAUGGCAGGGAUGCCCUUCAAGCAAUGGAAGAGGAAAGAAAACGUAUGGAGGAGUUAUUGCACGAAUUAAAGACGACAAUGGACCGUUUACAAGGGUCUAACGAAGUCCAGCAUGACACGAAGCUGCUCGAGGAAAGCCUCAAUCCACCAUCUGGUCUUCAAGUUAAUGCACAGCAUAUAGAUCAAAUUUAUGCAAUUUUGUUCUCUUGA
Messenger RNA from Darwinula stevensoni, 303 nucleotides. The record is from the annotation of a GenBank genome assembly. NCBI's taxonomy places the organism in Eukaryota, Metazoa, Arthropoda, Ostracoda, Podocopida, Darwinulidae.